Molecule: messenger RNA, 2206 nt
Organism: Anopheles bellator
Lineage: Eukaryota; Metazoa; Arthropoda; Insecta; Diptera; Culicidae
Product: F-box/LRR-repeat protein 14-like
Exons: 3
Coding region: 112-1953 (613 amino acids)
Biological process (GO): SCF-dependent proteasomal ubiquitin-dependent protein catabolic process
Cellular component (GO): SCF ubiquitin ligase complex
Molecular function (GO): protein binding
Source: RefSeq, a predicted model, not a curated record
CCGGCGGCCAGAUAGGAAAGCGAGUGAAAAGCGGCACUGCUUGUUGGCACCUUCCCCACCCGUGAGCGAGGUGACGAUCGACGCGCCGCGCGAAUAAAUAGGUCCCGGGCGAUGGCUUUGGCACGGCUGGUGGAGCGCAUCGAGCGGACACUGUACGUGCACUACGAGGACAGCUUCAUCUACUUUUUCGAGCCCAACUUUGAGUCGCUACCGACCGAGCUGAUCAUACAUCUGUUCAAGUAUCUGAACCCGAGCGAUCGGAGCGCGGCGGCGUUAGUAUGCCGGGCGUGGUACUACGCCUUCCGCUAUCCGGAGUUCCUGCGGACCGUCUGUCUGCACAUUCACGACGUCGAGUUUGUCGACAAUGGCCACCCGCUGAAGGGGCUACUGACCUCGUUCCGGUACUACACGGAUGUGCGCGUCACGAAGGUAGUGUUCGGCAGCCGGAGUGAGUUCUGGAGCGAGUUCGGGUGGGCGAUCGAAACACUCACCCUGGACAACUGUGUCGUGUGGAAGCACAAGCUGAUCUCGAUCCUCAAGUAUAUGCCCCGGUUGCGAUCGCUCAACAUUCACAACUGUCCGGAUCUGUUCAAAAGCUGGAAGCUGGUGGAGAACAUUACCGUCUCGUGGACCCUGGUGCUGCCAGCGCUACGGCACCUCAGUUUGGCCCGGAACAAUCGCUUCCAGGAGUAUCACUUCGACUACCUGGUCAACAUGGCCCCGAACCUGGAAUCGCUCGAUAUUUCCGAGUGCUUCGCCAGCAUCGAGGCCCGCCAACGGAUCCUGAUGCUGAACCACGUGCUGGAGUACGUUCGGGUGAAUCGUGCCCGGUUACGGCACCUCUUCAUCGGUGGCAUCCCGGUCGAUAAUCUGUUCCUGCGCGGACUGGCCGAUAUCGGUGGGCUAACGCUGCACGGGCUGGGGUUGAUGGUGUGCGAAAAGAUCCCCAACAACGAGCUGUGGCAGUGUGGCAUCAUCGAUCUGCUGCGAGCGCAAACGCAACUGACGCACCUGGACCUUUCGAAGUCGCUCGCCCUGAACGAUUACUCGCUGAUCCAGAUCUCGCGAUCGAUACCGCAGCUCGAAACGCUCAUCCUCAAUCGCUGCUGGAUGGUCACGGACUACGGGAUCACGGCGAUCAAGAGCUUGGUCCGGUUGCGGCACAUUGACCUGACGAACUGCGAACGGAUCACCGACGCGGGCCUGGUGGGGGGCCUGUUCACGCACAAUCGCAAAAAUGUGCGCCGCCUGUACCUUGGGCUGCUGACCAACAUGAGCGAUGCGGCCCUGACGAAGGUGUCGUUCGAGUUCUGCAAUCUGGUGGUGCUCGAUCUGGGCGGGUGCUCCAACAGCAUCAACGAUCUGUCGGUGCAGUACAUCUUCUACCACAUGACCCGGCUGCAGGAGCUCAAUCUGGACUGCUGCGCCAAGGUCUCCGAUGCCGGCAUCACCGGGGUGGACAUGGAGGAGAAAGCGUUCGCCAUCUGGGACAUCGAGCUGUCGUUCUCGAUCGCCGACCUGACCGGUCUUCGCUCUCUGACACUGGCCGGGUGCUACAAAAUCACCGACGUGUCGUUCGAGCGGUGCUUCCAUUUCCGCGAGCUGAAGGAACUGAGCCUGGCCCGGUUACUGCAGAUCACCGAUCGCGGAAUCGAGCAGCUCGUCCUCGGGUGUCCCUCGCUCGAGGUGGUGGAUUUCAGCGAGUGCCGUACGAUCACCGACCGAUGCGUCGAGAUCGUCACCAAGUGUGAGCCCCGGCUGACGACACUCAGGCUGCAGAACUGCCCGCUGCUCACGGACCAGGCGAUGGGGUGCAUCAUCGAGAACUGUCAGGUGCUGCGGACGCUCAACAUUCGCGGCUGCCACCAGAUCUCGUCGUCCGCGGAGACGUGGGUCCGGUCGGCCGUCAAAACGUUGCGCCAUCUGCAGGGCAACACCCGGGAGGAGCUGUAGGGGCGGGGAGUCAACGGCCACCAGCAAGUCAGGUGGAUCGCUCGCUCUCUCUCACUCUCAGGCACGAGGGGAGUAUAGUAAUGAUCAGUAAAGGCUUUCGGUUAAUUAGUCGGUGCGCUCGAUGCUUAAGAGAUGGUGCGAGAUCAAAGGCAAGAGCCGACGCCGCCGGCGACCUGUUGCGCUGCCGACACCACCUUCAUUCAUCCGAGGAUCGUCGGAUGGAAGGAUGGGAUCGGCAUCGGAAAUAAGACCC